Kwoniella shivajii is the source of this 2058-nucleotide messenger RNA. RefSeq lists its product as uncharacterized. Lineage: Eukaryota; Fungi; Basidiomycota; Tremellomycetes; Tremellales; Cryptococcaceae. The transcript has 9 exons. Gene Ontology annotation, cellular component: cytoplasm. The record is from RefSeq and is a predicted model, not a curated record. Gene Ontology annotation, molecular function: ubiquitin protein ligase binding. Gene Ontology annotation, biological process: regulation of proteolysis; proteasome-mediated ubiquitin-dependent protein catabolic process. Bases 1 to 2058 code for a protein of 685 amino acids.
AUGACCAGUGUUCCACCACCUUAUUCGACGCGAGAACAUGCUCAAGUUCAACCAGGAUCAUCAGUAUCGACAGGAUCCACAACCCAAUCUCAUGAAUUCCAAGAAACCACUUCAGUGUGCUUAGAAUGGAAGUUGACAGGUCUGAAGACUAUGUAUGAAAGUACGAGGGGUGAACAGAAAUCAAAAUGUAUCAAAUCUGCAGUAUUUGGAGAUGCAGAUAGCCUGUGGGAAGUCCUUUGGUAUCCGAAUGCAGGGACGUCAACCCAAACUGCUGGUGAUCACGUUAGCUUGUAUCUCUCCUGCGUUCCAACUGCACAAGAGCGUGAUUCGUCAAUACAGAAUAAAUGGGUUAGAAAAGGAUUAUGGUGGUUCAAAUUUGAGAUCCGACCAAUACCAUUUGAUGCAAGAUCAACGACGAAUAACCGACACGAUAUAUUAGCAUCGAAAGAUGCAUCUGAUCAUACUUUUGCGGUGAAGACAGCUAAUUGGGGAUGGCAAGCUUUUGCUAAACGUGAUUCAUUAUUCCAACACCCGCAAGUCUUAUCAACGGAUAGUUUCAUGAUUGUAUGUACUAUUCAAGCUCAACCUCAGCCACCGGCAGGACUUUGGUUAGGUGUGGGAUUACAACCUUCUCAACAAGGUUUGAUCAAUCCGAACGGAGGGAACGUAGGUAGUGGAGGUGGUCUAAGUGCAUGGGCAAGUUCAGAUGGUUCUGCAGGUGGUGUAGCUGGUGGAACAGCUGCUGCAGGUGGUGUUAAAAGGGUCGUCCCGAAAGAUCUUAUCUCAAGCGUAGGAUCUAUGUUGGAUGAUCCAUUAUACUCCGAUGUGGAAUUCGUUAUACCCGCUCGAAGAGGAUCAGGAUCUGCACCUCGACGAAUAUACGCAAACAAGAAGCUAUUAAAUAGAUGUGACUAUUUUGAAGCUAUGUUCAAUGGUGGAUUCAAAGAAGUGGAAGGAGUAUAUGAAGAGGACGAAUCAGAUGACGAUCUUGAAAUACUCUCAGAUUCAGAUAUGGAUGAUGAAUCUUCAGUCUCACAAGCAUCAUUCGAUGAUCAGGAGCAUGAACGUGGUAAUGGCAGAUUAUCACCUGAUUUACAUUUGACCACUACAACCAGUAGAAAUUCAUCACCUAGAAGACAAUCAACUUCUGCCGAUAGACCCUUGCUGGCUGAACCUAGAGAAGAUGUGUCAACAACGACCUCAUCUGAAAAUGGAACUUCCACAAGUGAGACGAAAGAUGAACAAUCCGGAGAAGUCGGUGACAUUACAGUUGAAUCUAUGAAGGAGGUACUGUCGAAGAAAGGAACGAAGAAUCCAGCCAACGCAAAUGAAACGAAGUCGAACACGAGUACAAGAGGUGCUAAACUCACUUCUUCAGGAGCAGGGACUGCGAGAUCGAUAGGUCCAAAGAAGACUAGAGUGGUUAUACGGGAUGCAGCCUGGAGUACAUGGUGGGCGGUGUUGUAUUGGAUCUAUACCGAUAUAAUCUAUUUCGCACCUCUAACAUCAUCAUUCGAGCAUCAAUUACCUCGACGACCUUCCAAUAUCCCAAGUAAUGCUACUAACAGCACUACGAACGUAGCUGAAUCGACCGAGCCCAAAACUAGAAAGGAAUGGAUACAUAGAUGGAUGAUCGAACAUGAAAUUGAUUCACGCUCUUCGUUCUCGGGUCAUCAUACUGAACGUCGGAAUGGCGAUGAUGAUGAUGAUGACGAUGAUGAGGGCGAUUUGGUUAUUGGACCAAGACCAGUGUCAGCGAAAGCGAUAUAUAGAUUGGCGGAUAAAUUGGAUUUACCUUCUUUGAAGUUAAGAGCUUUCCAACAUAUCUGUGCGGGUCUAACGGCCGGAAACGUUCCUGCAGAAGUUUUCAGUAGGUUCAGUAGUACCUACGAAGAUGUAAGAAAGGUUCAAGUCGCAUUCUUCCUCAAACAUUGGUCGGAGAUCAAGAAAUCAGAGACAAUGACGCAGAUCUGGCAACAGAUCAGAAAUGGCAAACAUGUUGGAUUUGAAGAGGUCUGGCCCUUGAUUGUCGGUCAAUUGGAUUUCAGACCGUCUUAG